Molecule: messenger RNA, 1848 nt
Organism: Mugil cephalus (flathead mullet)
Lineage: Eukaryota; Metazoa; Chordata; Actinopteri; Mugiliformes; Mugilidae
Product: collagenase 3-like
Exons: 11
Coding region: 95-1579 (494 amino acids)
Biological process (GO): proteolysis; collagen catabolic process; extracellular matrix organization
Cellular component (GO): extracellular matrix
Molecular function (GO): zinc ion binding; metalloendopeptidase activity
Source: RefSeq, a predicted model, not a curated record
CAGUUUUUUAUUUUUUUCUAGAGCAAUAUACACCUCAGGCUGUUGAGACUGCCUUUCAGAGAGGACAGUGGAGGACAGAAAAUAUUUUAACAAGAUGUCUCUUGCUGAUUUUUGGAUAGUGCUAUUGGGUUGUUUAUCCCUGUGUCAUGCAGCACCUACCAUUGCACCAACAAUUUCCUCAGAGGAUGAAGCCCUGGCCAAGAUUUACCUUUCCAGGUUCUAUGACGAUGUUGGAAUGACGAACGUCACAACGCGGAGCUUAAUUAGCAACAUCACCGAAGAUCUGGAAGCCAUGCAGGCCUUCUUUGGCCUGGAGGUGACCGGCACUUUGAAUAAUGAGACUGUGGAGGUGAUGAAGGCACCGAGGUGUGGCGUGUCAGACAUCAGCAGAUAUGGACACUUCGCUGGGAAACCCAGAUGGCAGAAGAGGCUUAUUACUUAUAGGAUUACUCAGUACACUCCAGAUCUGAGCCGGAGUCAGGUGGACGCAACCAUCGGUAAGGCCUUCAAGCUCUACAGCGAUGUCAUCCCACUGGAUUUCAAACAGGUCUACAGUGGUACUGCAGACAUCAUGAUCCUCUUCAAAGGCGGAUAUCAUGGGGACUUUUACCCUUUCGAUGGGGCUGGUGGAGUCUUAGCUCAUGCUAACUCUCCUGGACAGGGUCAGGGAGGAGACACACACUUCGAUGAUGACGAAAGGUGGACUCUAACCCAAAGAGGUGUGAAUCUGUUGCUGGUGGCUGCCCAUGAGUUUGGCCAUGCUCUGGGCCUGGAUCACUCCAGAGACAGGCGGGCACUGAUGUUCCCUACCUACCAAUAUGUGAAUACAAACGGAUACAGACUGCCUGAUGAUGACAGACGUGGCGUUCAAGCUCUGUAUGGCAGCCGUACCCCAGUGCCCACAACAAGGCCUAAUCCACCUCCUCGUCCAGAACCUGAACCAGAGCCAGAAGAACCAACUGAGGAUUCAAGGCCAGACCCUCUGCCCAACCCCAAAGAUGAGCAGUGUAGCCGUCAGCUGGUGUUUGACGCUGCUACAUCCAUCAAGGGAGACCUAUACUUCUUCAAAAAUGGAUACUACUGGAGGAAGAGUACAAGUAACCCAGGAAUCCGUUUAACCAGAGUAUCCGCAAAAUGGUCGCGAAUCAACCGUGUCGACGCUGCAUUUGAAGUCCCACGAGAGGAUGUGGCAUAUUUGUUUGAAGGUCGCCAAUACUGGGGUAUAAGAGCACGUACAAAGACUUUGCUGUCUGGCUAUCCAAAGCCUAUCACCAGCCUUGGCCUCCCCUCUUCAGUCAGUAAGGUGGAUGCUGCAGUCCAUGUGCCAACUACUGGAAAAACACUAUUUUUUGUGAAUAACAAAUAUUGGAGCUAUGAUGAAGCCCGAAACCAAAUGGACUACGGAUAUCCACGAUACAUCACCCAGGAUUUCCCAGGAAUUGGCUCAAAAGUAGAUGCAGCCUUUGAGAAUUAUGGAUAUUUGUAUUUCUCAAAUGGCCCCAGACAGAGUGAGUACUACCUUCCUUACAGGAGAGUGAUGCGUGUGCUGCUGAACUACGGCUGGCUCAACUGUUACUGAGAACCCACAACAACAUUUCAAAUGUGUAGUUAAUUUGCAUGGAAGAGUCGUGACAAUAAGAGUGUUGCACGUUUUUAUGAUGCUCUCAGAGACAGAUGUUUUUUUUAGCCUAACUCCUGCCUAGCCAUUGAGUUAGAGCACAACAUAGCAUGCUCAAACUGAAUCAAAGGUCAGUGAAAGAUUAUUUUUCGAUCAAUUCUGCAAAUAACCUUUGACCCAAUGUUUAUGGAACUUGCAAGAACUGAUGAUAAUAAACGUAUUUGAUGAGA